This is a messenger RNA of Phaeodactylum tricornutum CCAP 1055/1, 1566 nucleotides long. RefSeq lists its product with no specific name. The transcript has a single exon. Bases 109 to 1566 code for a protein of 485 amino acids. The record is from RefSeq and is a predicted model, not a curated record. Lineage: Eukaryota; Bacillariophyta; Bacillariophyceae; Surirellales; Neidiaceae.
GCGUAACAUCUCACACAGGGAGCGACACAAUGUAGAGCGCAAACAGCAGAAUGGCAUUGGAAUCGGCAUACAUUCACACCAUUCCCGGGUCUGCACUCUUUGCCCAUCAUGAUCUCGUCUGAUUUGAGUACUGACGAGAGACAUCGAGGCGACGUUAGUGCGUCACGUCCUGUGGCCCCAAUGUACUGUCUUCUCGAAACCGGCGCGGACAAACGAGAGGUUUCCUUUCGUGCCGAUUCCACCAAGAAGUCUGUCUACUGGCUCGAUACAGAAACAAGAUGUAACGAUGGCGGUGACAGAAGAAACCCAAAUGAAAAAUGUGAAGAUGAACACAAUCGGAAUACUCUACCCUAUUUGGAACUUGCCGAUCCAAGCAUGUCUUUCUCAACAAUAUCUAGCAGCUUGUACCGACCGGACGGCAAUGUAUUUUAUCUGGGCGGUUUUCAAAUCCUUAGCACUUCCAAAACGGUCGAGGUCUACUUGCAGUCACCGCAGCAGCCUUCUCUGCAGUCAAAGGCCUCGCCGGCGGAAGAAAUCAACUCUCCGGAUUUUGUCACGUACCUGACAACAUCUCGGGGGAUACCGGUCCAGCCGACUACAAGUCUACAAAAUUCUAGACUGGAAAGAGACACAGUCAGCAAAGACUCCUUUCCAAAUUGCCGUACCACUUGGUACAAGACCAUGUGCGUCAUACCCGGAGGACCUCGUCCAGUGACACGAGCUGUUUUGAAAUUUCACAUUGUGCCCACUUCGCAACCCCCUUCCGAAAAGGAUAAUAUUGUCCCAGCCUUUUGUUUACAAUCUAUGAAGCUGACUUGUCGAAUUCCUGAUGACACCAAAGCAUUGCCUUCUACCAAUUCUAUCAACACCGCAAUGCACCAACCGUCUUCUGCAUUCUUGGCAUCUCCGGAACCCGUCUCCUUGCCGGCGACACCAUCAGCGACGCUUUUUUCCUCCACCACUUCAACAUCGGAGUCGAACGGCAGCACGGGUGUGUCGGCAGACGAUGUUGGUGCCGCCAUGGCUGGAAUUUCCUUUUUAGUCCGGUCCGCCGAAGAACGGCUACUUUCCGCGGUGCAACAUGGCCAGCACGAAACCCAGCAAUACAUACGCUCCAACCUACCAAACAUGCUUGGCUCGGCCGUCGAAGCUGCCGUUUCCCCGUUCACGGAAUCGCAACAGUCUUUUGCAACGCAACAGGCUCAAUUGUUCCAAGCGCAGCACAAACAGUUGGAAUCACAACAGACAAUGUUAUUACACCAAACUCGGUUGCUGGAGUCGCAGCAAAGGCAGUUGGCUGAGCAAAGCGAGCAGUUGCAACGUCUGGAAACCUCGCAAGCCCAGCUACUGGCCAUUGUGGCAAGUCUACGAACGCAACGGGAACAAAAUCAGGAAAAUGCACGCGCCGAACUAGACGGGCCCUCGUCACCACAAGUAGUCGUGCAGGCGAUCCCGUCAACCCAACAUGGAACACGGACCAAACAGAGUGAACAAUGUUACGAGAACAGCCGAGAGUCCGAACAUGUCGCGCAGCAGUCUCCUUUGGAGGACAAACAGUACAGCUGA